Messenger RNA from Andrographis paniculata, 1917 nucleotides. RefSeq lists its product as uncharacterized. The record is from RefSeq and is a predicted model, not a curated record. Bases 281 to 1849 code for a protein of 522 amino acids. The transcript has 10 exons. NCBI's taxonomy places the organism in Eukaryota, Viridiplantae, Streptophyta, Magnoliopsida, Lamiales, Acanthaceae.
UUCCAGAAACGAUCAAAAUGGACAAAAACGCUAUAUCAUCCCACACUUAGACAAAUUAGGGCAUCUGGUUCAUUUCCCUCGUUCGCUUCUCACAGUCGCCCGCGAUCCGAUUUCCUGUAGCUGCCGACGACGACGCGCGAGGUGAAAUCGAUCCGUCCCUGGGAUCUACUCCGGCGCACCUCACCCAGAAAACUCGAUCGAGUUUCCUUCCUCUGAACCUGCAGGACGACGAGCAUUGUGAAAUCAACGGAAACGAGGGAUCUACUCCGGCAUCUAGGUUAUGGGCAAAUCUCAACGUGCUGCCGUUGGAGGGUCACAGGAUCCGGCAGUCUCUCCCGCAAGACGUUUUACCCGGGCAUCCGCACGUAACAGCCCCCUAGAGGCAACUCAUCCCGCAAGCAGGAAUCCAUCGCCCAUCCGCAAUCCCACAAAGAAAGUGACAAAACGGAAGGGAUCUCGGGUCUCGCCACUGCUCCAGCGACUCCGGUCCAUCACAUCAGAGUGGGAGAAAGAGCGCGAUGCUCGUGGUCAAAGCAUGAAGCCAACAUCUUCCACUCGAAGGGCAGUGCUUCAGGAUUCAGAGGGCCCUUUGGAGGAACAUGAUGAUAGGGAUGUUCCAUCACUUUUUGAUCUGACGGCACUGACACAGGAUGACGAUGAUACAAUCCCCCCCACACAAGCAGAUGACGAGACACUUCCGCCGACGCAGGACAUGGAGACUGCAGAGAGUGAUAUGCCACUCUUGGAUGAAGGGCCAGGCUCCGACCCCACUCUGAUGACAGGAACAGAGGCGGGCAAUAUGGCACCAUUGGACGAGAUGACAUCGCACGACGCUGGUUCGUCAAAGAAAAAGCAGGGGAGAGGGGCGGCACGAAUGCCGCGUGGAUGGGGAAAAGAUCACAGGAUGCUUGUAUUCACAUCGCCGGAUGGUAAAAGCAUCGUCGGACCCGACGUAAACGAGUACAAGACAGCCAUUGGGGUCAUUGCACGCAACGGAGCUCGACUUCCUCUACAUUACCCCACGUUCGCUGAGAUACCGGAGACGAAGAGACAGGGUGCAUGGAUGGAGGUUCAGAGUAACAGCGGAUUACCAGACUCAGCGGAGAAAGUGGUCUUGGCUGACCUAAGGGAAGUUUGGAGGCACUGGAAAUACAGCAUCAAAUCAACUUACUUCAAUCCGAUCGAGGACGAUGAAGAAGCACUGAAGAAGGUUCCCUCAAGCAGGAUUGUGCCCGAUCAGUGGCCGAAGUUGGUUGAGUAUUGGCGCGACGAGAAGGUGAAGCUUCAAUCCAAGAAAAAUGCGUCGAACGUAGCGAAAAGAAGCUUUCCACAUCGUACUGGGCGGAAGUCAUUCACGACUCUGGCAGAGGAGAUCAAGGCAAAGGGGAAGGACCCCGACAAUCUGGAGAUUUGGAUUUCCAGUCGCACACAAGGCAAGGGAAAGGAUGACCAAGAAACCGAGGAGAUAUUGACUUAUUUACAGAAUGAGCUAAACAAGGUUCCCCCUGAAGGGCGGACUCCCUCUGUUCGGGAGACUCUGUACCGACGGGCCCUUGGGGGAAAGAUUAAGAAGCGGUCAAAGGUCGACAGUGCGGCAAGUUCAGCUCAUCCCCGCAGCGAGUCAACUGGUUUAACAGACAGUGUAGCAUUCCAGCAUGGGUGGGAACAACUACAGAAUGGAAUGGAGGAGCUGAAGGCAAUGAUGGAUGAGUUCAAAACCAUCAAGGCUGAUGUGUAUGCAUUCAUGCACAGAAACUCCGGAGCGGUUACUGGCCAGGCAGGCACAUCUCGUAUUGAUUCAGUCCCUGAGAUUCCCAGGCCUGUGUCCGAGCCAAGCAUGACGGUAUGAUUCCGUGACGCCCUGGAGUUUCUUAGAAAUCAGUGCAGUGUCUAAUUUAGGCUACUCUUGACUGCGUA